Molecule: messenger RNA, 2808 nt
Organism: Plasmodium yoelii
Lineage: Eukaryota; Apicomplexa; Aconoidasida; Haemosporida; Plasmodiidae
Product: threonine--tRNA ligase, putative
Exons: 1
Coding region: 1-2808 (935 amino acids)
Biological process (GO): threonyl-tRNA aminoacylation
Cellular component (GO): cytoplasm; mitochondrion
Molecular function (GO): threonine-tRNA ligase activity; ATP binding
Source: RefSeq, a predicted model, not a curated record
AUGAAGAUAAUAAUUAUGCCCAUUUGCAUUUGGAUUUCGAAUAUAUUUUUUUAUAACUUAAAUAAUUUGAUGUUUGUAAGAUCUGUAAAAAAAAACAAAAAUAUAUUUUCAAAUAAUUUAAGAAGAAAACAUAUAAAUUUUUAUUUACCACAAAAUAUACAUUCCUAUAGUUAUAUAGGCAAAACAAAUUUUCCUAUUUUGUAUAAAAAUAAAAAAAUAUUCUCAAAGAGGUAUCACAAUUGUUUAAGCUUAAAAUUGGAAAGAACAGAAAAUCAGCAAAAUCAGCAAAAUAAGCAAAAUCGACAAAAUCAACAAAGUCAACAAAGUCGACAAAAUCAACAAAGUCGACAAAAUCAACAAAGUCAACAAAAUCAACAAAGUCAACAAAGUCAACAAAGUCAACAAAGUCAACAAAGUCAACAAAGUCAACAAAAAAGGAAUAUUUUUUCUGUAGAAAAUAAAAAAAUGAGCACAUUAAAUUUUGAUAACAAUAAUUUGGAAAUACAAAAAAAGAAUUUUGUGAUUCAAGAAGAUCCUGAUUUCAUUCAAUAUCGAUUAAAUAAAUAUAAUGAAUUGAAAGAAAAAAAAAAAAAAAUAUUAGAAAAAGUUAUAGAAAAUGAUCCAAAUUAUUAUAAAGAGAUAAAUAUAGAAUUAUUAGAUGGUUCGAUUAAAACUGGUCAAAAAAAUAUAACAACACCUUAUCAAAUUGCAUCACAAAUUUCAAAAAAAUUAUCAGAAAAUUCAAUAGUUGCUGAGAUUAUCUAUUUAGAUAAUGUUAAUUUAAAUCUUUGUGAUAUAGAAGAUGAUGAAAAUGAUGAAACAAAUGUUGAUCAAUCUCAAGAAGGUAUUUUAUGGGAUAUGAAUGUUCCACUAAUAGGAAACUGUAAAAUAAAAUUUCUUGGAAUUGAAACACCUCAAGGAAAAAAAAUAUUUUGGCAUUCUUCUGCACAUAUUUUAGGUAGUAGUUUAGAAAAAUUAUAUGGAGGGUAUUUAACAAUUGGUCCUGCUUUAAAUGAGGGUUUUUAUUAUGAUAUAUAUUUAGGUAAUAAUUCAAUUAUAAGUGAAAAUUAUAACAAAAUUGAAAAUGAAUAUAAUAAAUUAGUUAAGGAAAAUGUUGAAUUUGAAAAAAUGAUAUGUACAAAAGAAGAAGUUUUAGAAUUAUUUAAAUAUAAUCCUUUUAAAAUAGAACUAAUCAAAUCUAAAAUUAAAAAUGAUAAUGAAAAAACAUCUGUUUAUAAAUGUGGAAAUUUUAUUGAUUUAUGUUUAGGACCUCAUAUAAAAAAUACUGGAAAAGUUAAAGCAUUUAAAGUUUUAAAAAAUUCAUCAGCUUAUUGGUUAGGUAAUAAAAAUAAUGAUAGUUUGCAAAGAGUUUAUGGUAUUUCAUUUCAAAAAAAAACAGAAUUAACUGAUUAUAUAAAAUUUAUUGAGGAAGCUAAAAAAAGAGAUCAUAGAAAUGUAGGAAAAAAUUUAAAUUUAUUUUUUUUUGAAAAAGAAACAUCACCAGGUUCGGGAUUCUGGUUUAGUCAUGGUGCUAAAAUAUAUAACAAAUUAAUUGAAUUUAUGAGAAAAGAAUAUAGAAUAAGAAAAUAUGAUGAAGUUAUAACUCCAAAUAUAUUUAGUUGUGAUUUAUGGAAGACAUCGGGACAUUAUCAAAAUUAUAAAAAUUGUAUGUUUAUUUUUAAUAUUGAAAAUAAGGAAUGGGGAAUGAAACCAAUGAAUUGUCCAGGCCAUUGUCUUAUUUUUAAACAAUUAAAUGCAUCUUAUAAAUCUUUACCAAUUAGAUUAGCUGAUUUUGGAGUUUUACAUCGAAAUGAAAUAACUGGAUCAUUAAGUGGAUUAACUAGGGUUCGACGAUUUCAACAAGAUGAUGCUCAUAUUUUUUGUUCUCUUGAUCAUAUAAAAACAGAAGUAGUAAAUGUUUUGCAAUUUAUUUUUUUUGUUUAUAAUUUAUUUGGUUUUAAAUAUGAUUUAUAUUUAUCAACUAGACCUCCCAAAUAUAUCGGAGAUAUUGAAACAUGGGAUUUUGCUGAAAAAUCAUUAAAAGAAGCAUUAGAAUUAGCAAAUGUAAAAUGGAAACUAAAUGAAGGAGAUGGUGCUUUUUAUGGUCCUAAAAUAGAUAUUGUUCUUAGAGACAGUUUAAAUAGAAGUCAUCAAUGUGGAACUGUUCAAUUAGAUUUCCAAUUACCAAUACGAUUUAAUUUACAAUAUAAAAAUAAAGAAUAUGGAGUAGGUCAAGAAACUGAUUCUAAUUUAGUUAAUAAUUCUAAUACAGAUGUAAUUGAAAAAAAAGAAGAUUCUACUUUAGAAAAUAUUGAUAAUAAUCAAGAUCCAAUAAAUAAUCAACCAGGUGGAGUAUUGAAAAAAGGUUUUGAUCGACCAAUAAUUAUACAUCGAGCUAUCCUUGGAUCAGUUGAAAGAUUUGUAGCUAUAUUAGUAGAACAUACAUCUGGAAAAUUUCCAUUUUGGCUAAGUCCACGACAAGCUAUAGUUUUACCAAUAAGUGAUAAAUUUAAUGAAUAUGCAAAAUAUAUACAUACUGUUUUAACAAAUAAUUUAUUUGAUGUUGAUGUUGAUAUUUCAGUUAAUACAUUAAAUAAAAAAAUAAGAGAAGCACAAUUAAAACAAUAUAAUUUUAUUCUAGUUGUUGGUGAAAAAGAAAUUUCUACAAACACAGUUACAGUUAGAGAUCGUGAUAAUCCAAAUGAUCAAAAAGUUUAUACUGUACAAGAAUUGGUAAAUACUUUUAAGAAAAUGCUUGAUAUUAAUUCAGUUAAACUUAAUGAAAUAACUCCAUUUAUUCAAAAAUAA